Molecule: messenger RNA, 861 nt
Organism: Brassica napus (rape)
Lineage: Eukaryota; Viridiplantae; Streptophyta; Magnoliopsida; Brassicales; Brassicaceae
Product: nucleosome assembly protein 1;4
Exons: 8
Biological process (GO): nucleosome assembly
Cellular component (GO): chromatin; nucleus
Molecular function (GO): histone binding; chromatin binding
Source: RefSeq, a predicted model, not a curated record
UUACAGAACCUAACAAUAAAGCGAAUCUUUGAUACGAAGAAACUCUCUCCUAAAGUUAGCAAACGUGUUCUGUUUCUCAAAGAUAUUCAGGUCAAACACGAUGAACUCGAGGAGAAGUUUCUUGAAGAAAAAGCUGCAUUAGAAGCAAAAUACGACAAUCUCUACAAGCCGCUGUUUGAUAAGAGAUAUGAGAUUGUGAAUGGUGUGGCUGAAGCUGAGACAGAGAAAGGAGUACCUAACUUCUGGUUGAUUGCAAUGAAAACCAACGAAAUGCUAGCAAACGAGAUAACCGAAAGAGAUGAGGGAGCAUUGAAGUAUCUCAAAGACAUCAGAUGUUGUAGAGUAGAAAAUAAUUCAAGAAACUUCAAGCUAGAGUUUCUCUUUGAUCCUAAUCCUUACUUCAAGAACUCGGUUCUGUUUAAAACUUACCAUGUGACCGAUGAUGAUGAUGAUGGUCCUGUUCUUGAUAAAGUGAUUGGAACGGACAUAGAAUGGUGUCCAGGUAAGUGUUUGACUCAUAAGGUUGUUGUCAAGAAGAGGCCAAAGAAGGGGACAAAGAAAGUGAACAACAUCCCCAUGACUAAAACCGAAAACUGCGAGAGUUUCUUUAACUUCUUUAAGCCCCCUGAGAUUGAUGAAGUUGAUGAAUGUUAUACAACCAUGGUUGAAGAACUCCAAAACCUGACCGAUCAAGACUAUGACAUUGCUGUGACAAUCCGAGACAAGCUCAUCCCUCACGCAGUUUCAUGGUUUACUGGAGAGGCUCUUGUUGAUGAAGAUGAAUAUAAUGAUGAUGAUGAGAAUGAUGACUAACGAGAAGAGAAGAUACACCAAGAGUUUCAAGAAUCUCUCGUAAUAUGA